GGUAUGAUUUUCUAUUCUAUGAUUCUAUGAAUUGAUAAAGCGUUUAUAUUCUUGCUUCUGUCGCACUCAAGGUUGAUCACAAACGAAGAACAAAUAAAAGAGGAGAGAGAGAGGGAGGGAGAUGAAGAAGAUGCUUUCCUCACCUCCGUCCGCUCGUGCAUGGUCCACGUCUGGAGAAUCCUAGCGGCGCUGUGCAGCCCAUUGAAAGAUGACUACGAGGACUUCUCCUCACUACAAGCCCUCCAAGCCGCUGGUGGCCGCAAAGAAUGGAAACAGAUGGGUCAUCAAACCUUGUUCACUCGAGAUCAUAUGGGGUGGAGAUGACCGCUACUGGCGCAUUCCUAAAGAAGAAACAGAUCAGCCCGUCGAGCUUCUACAAGUGAGCUGGCUCGAGGUCACUGGUUCACUCGGCGUCGACCAGCUGCCGAAGGGUCAGGAGCUGAUGUUCAAAUUCAACGUGAGAUUGAAGUCCGACGCGUUCGGCUGGAAGAAUGCCCCCGUGUACCUAAGCGCUGGGUUCGGCAGGGCCUGCAGCUGGAAGAAGUAUGACCUGAGCCUCUUGAAGAAGGAGACGAUCGUCGAAGUCCCUCAAUACCCGAGGGUUAAGGUCCCUACGAACCCUGCUCCCGGUGACAAGAUUCACUUCGGCAUGUACGAGAUUUGGACGGGGACGUGGAAGGGGGGCCUUUUCAUUCAUGAUGUGGUCAUCGAAGCAGUUUAAUUUCGCCCGAAGAAGUCAAAAGUACGUAGUGCAUUAUGCAAUGUAAUUCCAUCCGUAUGUAAAAAAUAAAAUUAGUUUCCCGUGUCGAUCUCAUGGCUUGCGUACCCUCUUGAGAGCGUAGCAUGGUGUGCGCCUGCACGCCAAAUGAAAUGAAACUUACAUAAUAUUUUUGAAUAUUAUAAUAAAGAUUUUACCGUUGUAAUUAUUC
Asparagus officinalis (garden asparagus) is the source of this 929-nucleotide messenger RNA. Its product is annotated as protein PHLOEM PROTEIN 2-LIKE A9-like. The record is from RefSeq and is a predicted model, not a curated record. Lineage: Eukaryota; Viridiplantae; Streptophyta; Magnoliopsida; Asparagales; Asparagaceae. Bases 209 to 721 code for a protein of 170 amino acids. The transcript is spliced from 4 exons.